AUGGCACCUCCGACGAGACGUAGUCAAACACGCCAGACACCACAACCGGUGACGUCAUCACCUGUUCUGGAGAAAAAAUUGUCGAAAAAUGAGUUAUUGAUUGGAGGAGCUGAGACUUCAGAAGCAGAUAUAGACACAAAUCAGAAGCAUUUUUUCUCGUUUCAAGAAGAAGGAUUGACAGUUGAGGAGUGUGCGCAGAAGUUUGAUUCUUUCGUGACAAAAGAAGAUUUCUUUGCCACAAUUGCACCAGAAGAAGUUUCCCGAUUUAUGACAAAAGCGGUUGCCGGAAAAAAUGGUGGUUUAGUUCGAUGCAUGGUCUGUUCCAGAGAAUACGCAACUGGAAGUGGAAUUCUUUUUCACUUGAAAAAGUGUAGCUUAACAGAGGUCGAAGUAGACGAAGACGUUGAAAAGUAUCGAAAUUCACCGAUUCUUUGGCUGAAAGUUUCUCAAAAAGAGGAGACAUUGGAAAAAAUUGUUGGAAAAAAUUACAGCUGCUUCUCGCAUGGAUGUAGUAAAAGCUUCAAAACAGCAAAGAGUUUAAUCAAUCAUUUGGAUGCGUGUGUAAGAGCUGGUUAUUGGACUUUUUCGGAUCGACCAGACGAAUUCAGGAAGUUAGACAAAAAACCAAAGAAUUUGUACGUUAAAGAAGCUUUGGCUGCUGGUAAUGGAAAAGUAGCAUGUUUUCUGUGUGGAAGAAUCUAUAGUCAUACUCAUGGUUUACUAUAUCAUAUUGAUAGAUGCCAAGUCGAAGAAGCGGACCAACCAUGGAAAUGUUACCGAUGUGGAUUCGAAGCAAAACGGCCAGAUGCAGAAGCUCAUUUGCUGGAAUGCGGAAGACAGACGGAGACAAAAUUGAUCGAUUCAAAAAUGGAAGCGGCUGUGUUGAGUUUCUUGAACAAUACUGACGAUCCAGACGCAGCUACUCCCUCCACAAAGCGUCGUCGUACAGUUGGUGGAGCGCCUCGUGUCACUGCCCGAAAAGACGGAUCCACUCUGUUCCGUUUCCGUAAAUCAACAGUAAAUCGCUCGUUUAAUGGAAUUGUUACAAGAGCAGAUCAACAAUGUUAUGAGGAAACGUGUCGUACAAUAUUCGAAAACUGGAAGUUGGAAUCCGAUACUGUAGCUUUUUCGAAUCGUCUUCAAAACAUUCCAUCUGCUGAAUGGACACCAGAAUUUCUAGAUGAAUCCAGUCAAUUUUAUCGCAUUUUCCAAAAUCGCCAGUCUGUCACAAUUUGCACAGGAAAAUCAGAAGGUCUUCAAAGUACAAUACCACCUGGAAUUCGGUUGAAUACUAGAGAAAGUGUAUAUUUGGAAAAAGGAGAAUCAGAAUCAGACUUGAAUACAACUGUAGCCUAUUGUGGUGCACCCAUCAAUGGAAUACAAGUAGCCCCUGGAAAAACUUCAGAAGGAGAUGACGUCAUCUGUGUGACUACAUUUGCCAACGAGACAAAUUUCGAAUCGGAUUCAAGCGUAGUGCAGUUUUGGAAACAUCGUCUCAUCACUGAAGACGAUUCAAUUGACCAAAAGAGUCAAAUGGAAUUAUGGUUCCUGUUACACAUUCCUCAUCACGGAACUAUUCUAUCGAUGACGUGGCUUCAGAAGUAUGAUUCAACGGAAGCAGGAUUAAUUGGAUUCGUUGCAUUUGCAACAUCGAUUGGAAGAGUGUUGAUUUAUAGGAUUGAUGAGACUAUUUUGAAAGCGGAAAGCUCUUCAUCAUCGGAAAGUGUGUCAGUUAUUACAAACGUGGAGCCUCAUCUGAUCUUAACCCUCCCAAAAUCUCCUGAAUCUUCUUCCCAAACUUCUGAAGACGAUUUCUUGAAUGCUACAGUCAAAAUUGAAGGAGAAGAGAUGAUCAUCCCAAUUAAAUUCGAUGAAUCUAUCGUUCCAAUUGUGAAAAUUUCCUGGUCCGGACACAGCGGAGGAGGCAAUUUGGCUGGAAUAACCGGACUUGGAGCAAUUGCGAUUUGGAACUUAGAUGGAGAAUUGAAUGAACCAAGAAUACAUUUAGAUGAAAGCUGGCAGUCACCUCCAACUGAUAUCUCUUUUUUGAAUUAUGAUCAUCUAGUUGUUGGAUUCAAAGAGAGAUUAGUGAAAGUUGUGAAUAUUGACUCGUGGGAUGUGAAGUUAGAAGAGAAUACAAUGAAGACUGCUGGUGCUCGCGUCCACACCGAUUCUCGUAUCGUUCACAGUUUCUUCACAUUUCAAAGUGAAUACACAUCGUUCCCGUAUACUCAAGCGACUGGUGUUUCUUAUGUCAACAUGGAUUUAGAUUCAAUGAAUCUAUUUCUCAUUCCAACUGGAAAUACCCAUCAAUUGAUGACAUGGGAAGUCGCUAUGUGUGCUCCGCUUGGAACUCUUCUUUCUUGUGGAGUCGAUGGACGACUUCUGGCUUCUGCAUCCGGACGUCUUCUCAAAAACAAUCAUCUUCCAUUUUUCGCAAAUAGAAAUCUGAUUGCAUUGAAACGAUGUCGGGUUCUGAAGGAAGAAGACUUGAUAGUCCCUAAAAUGGAAGAAUCUGAAACAUCUGCUUCCAAGUCAUCUGAAAAGCAGAAAGAACCACUCGAAGAAAGUCUUGUAAAUCACGAUGAAGUAUGCCAAAAGAUGUGGUUGGAAGUUGCAUUUGAUGAGCCAUUCGAACCAAAACGAGUUGAACUAUCUUGCCGGGAUCAGCGAAUUGAGUCGUUGAACUGUGUUGAUGCUACAACAAACUCAGAAUUCCCUGUGGCUUUCACGGGUGGAGAAGCUGGAUUAUUGUUUGCAGUGCCCAGUAAACUUGUUGUCAAAAAUAUGAAUCUCUAA
Molecule: messenger RNA, 2799 nt
Organism: Caenorhabditis remanei
Lineage: Eukaryota; Metazoa; Nematoda; Chromadorea; Rhabditida; Rhabditidae
Exons: 8
Coding region: 1-2799 (932 amino acids)
Molecular function (GO): protein binding
Source: RefSeq, a predicted model, not a curated record